Cyclocybe aegerita is the source of this 1251-nucleotide messenger RNA. Lineage: Eukaryota; Fungi; Basidiomycota; Agaricomycetes; Agaricales; Hemipholiotaceae. The record is from the annotation of a GenBank genome assembly.
AUGGCGCACCGAGCCAGCACGCGCUAUUUCUCAACAGCCCUUCAUUUCUACCAAAACCGACAGUUGGAACUCUAUGCGUCCAAGGAAGCGAAGCGGUUGACACUCAGACAACUCGUGUUCUUUGGACGGUCAAUGAGCGAAGAGCGUCUGAUCAAGAGUGCCAACUACGUCCGCACCGAAUUGCCUGUUCGAAUCGCUCACCGUUUGCGCGACCUUCAGCGUCUACCCUACAUUGUGGUGACUCAAGAGGGUGUUGCGAAAGUGUAUGAGCUUUAUUGGUCGGCUUUUGAGAAAUUUCGUCAAUACCCACCCAUUACAACGCUGGCCGAGAAUGAGAAAUUCUGCGAGUUUCUUCACACCCUUCUACACGAACACUCCCCGGUUAUCCCAAAUCUCUCUCUAGGAUUGUCCCUUUCGUCGCCUUACCUCUCGCCGGAUGACCUGGAUGCUUUCAUGCGCCGCAUGCUUGUAUCGCGCAUUUCUCGACGUGUUUUGGCAGAACACCAUAUUGCUCUUUCUGAAAACUUUGCCGGUCGGGGUCAGGAGACCAGUGGAGAACCGCACGUCGGAAUCAUCUUCACAGGGCUCAAUAUUAAACGAAGCGUUGAGCAUUGUGCGAAGUUGCUAGCGGAGGGUCCGCUCUCUAUGGCACAUUCAUCAGGUCGGUGCCCCAAUGUCCUUGUCGAUGGCCACACGGACACGGCUUUCGCAUACAUCCGCGAACAUCUCGAAUAUAUCAUAUUCGAGCUUCUGAAGAACUCAAUGCACGCUACUUCCCUGAAGCACAAGGACGCUGUUACACUCCCGCCCGUCCAGGUGACGAUUGUCGCUGGUGAUCACGAUGUUGGGAUUCGCAUAUCUGAUCAAGGUGGCGGCCUCCGUGAUGAAUAUAACCGGCCAGUUCGUGCGUCUGAUAUAUUCUCUUUCUCGCAUGUAAGAAAUGCUGGAAGAUUGGACGAUUCUCGCCUGGGAGCACUUCGUAACGCCAGCAAAAGCGACCAAGGUGUGCGUGGCACAGUGGGAGAGCAGGUUGGGCGAUGGCAAAAAGCAAACGGGGAUGACGGAGACGAUUUAUCAAUAAAUCCUGUCGAAGUCCUUCACCCGCGAAUUGGCAUUGGGUUGCCCAUGAGCUAUAUCUUCGCCACCUAUUUUGGAGGCACCUUAGAUUUGGUAUCGUUGGAUGGUUGGGGCACGGACGUGUAUCUGCGACUUCCAAAGCUUGGAACUAAUCUGGAAGGAAUAGAAGUCUGA